Messenger RNA from Neofelis nebulosa (Clouded leopard), 985 nucleotides. It is a transcript of the gene APOD, whose product is annotated as apolipoprotein D. Gene Ontology annotation, biological process: tissue regeneration; brain development; lipid transport. The record is from RefSeq and is a predicted model, not a curated record. The coding region runs from base 176 to 745 and encodes 189 amino acids. The transcript has 5 exons. Gene Ontology annotation, molecular function: cholesterol binding. Lineage: Eukaryota; Metazoa; Chordata; Mammalia; Carnivora; Felidae.
CUUCCCGACCCGGAGUGGGUGUGGCAUGCGUUAAAAUUAAAGGUCAGUGUCCGAAUGAAGCUUAUAAAAUAGCUUGGGAGAAGCGGUCAACAAGACCACACAUCUUAAAUUGGAUGAGUUUGCAUGUGGAAACUGCCUUCAUCUUGACAGAAAAGGUUCCAUCCAGAGCCCCAAGAUGAUGACGGCGUUGCUGCUCUUUUCUGCUCUGGCCAGCCUCUUCCGUGCCGCAGACGGACAAGCCUUUCACCUUGGGAAAUGCCCGACUCCUCCGGUGCAGGAGAAUUUUGACGUGCACAAGUAUCUUGGACGAUGGUAUGAAAUUGAGAAGAUCCCAGUGAGCUUUGAGAAGGGAAGUUGCAUCCAAGCCAACUACUCGCUAAUGGAAAACGGAAACAUCAAAGUGAUAAACCAGGAGUUGAGACCGGAUGGAACUGUGAAUCAAAUUGAAGGUGAAGCCACCCAGGCUAACCUCACAGAGCCUGCCAAGCUGGGAGUUAAGUUUUUCUGGUUGAUGCCGUCUGCUCCAUACUGGGUCCUGGCCACCGACUAUGAGAACUACGCCCUCGUGUACUCCUGUACCACAAUCGUCUGGCUUUUUCACAUGGAUCAUGUUUGGAUCUUGGGAAGAAACCCUUAUCUCCCUCCAGAAACAGUGACCUAUCUAAAAGAUAUCUUGACUUCUAAUGAAAUUGACAUAGAAAAAAUGACUAUCACAGAUCAGGUGAACUGCCCUGAGCCACUGUAAGAGGCUCUAAAGGGAACCUGCCUUCACUCAAUGUUGCUUCUUUUGCUUUGCUUCCCCCCACCCCACCCUUCAUAAAGACAAACCAACCACGGCAACAUUGCAAACACCAGAGGGGAAAUUUGAAAGCAGAAGCCUGUGGAGAGAAAAGUCAAGGAACGCUGGCCCAAACACUUAGCCAUGUACCAUGUUACCUUGCCAGGCUAAUAAUAAACUUGUUGCUGACCUGCUGUGCUCACAGUA